Messenger RNA from Striga hermonthica, 1416 nucleotides. The record is from the annotation of a GenBank genome assembly. Lineage: Eukaryota; Viridiplantae; Streptophyta; Magnoliopsida; Lamiales; Orobanchaceae.
AUGGCGGCGAAGCCCACAUCCACCGCCGUCGCCCCCACCACCACUGUCGCCGCCGCCGCCCUCCAGAAGCCGCGGCCGAUCGACCAACAGGAGAAGCGCAUCGGCGACGUCCUCUCCUACCCCAUCCUCCUAGCCGACCAGAUCUCCGACGCCGUCCGCGAGUCCGACUCCUUCAAGUUCGAGUGCUCCGAGCUCCUCAACCUCCUCGAGUCCUCCGCCGCCGACAUGCGCUGGGUCCUCAGCAUCUUCGACGCCGGAGCCUCCGCCGCCGGCGGCGGCGGCAUCAUCCUCACCCUUCCCCCCAUCGCCAGCAACGACCCCAUACUCUCCUGGGUUUGGUCCUUCAUCGCCUCCCUCCACUCCGGCCAACUCCCUGUCAAAACCGAAGCCGCCAACGAACUCUCCUCCCUUGCCCGUGACAACGAUCGCAACAAACAGAUAAUCAUCGAAGAAGGUGGAAUCUUACCCCUUUUAAAACUCCUCAAAGAUAAUUCCUCUAUCGAAGCCCAAUUUGCAGCCGCCUCAGCCCUCUUCAACCUAGCCAACGAUAAAGAACGCGUAACCUCCAUAAUCGACCAGUCGGCCGUCCCGAUUAUCGUUCAAAUAUUGGGGGACUCCCCAAUGAAGGUCCAAAUCAGACUUGCCAAUCUAAUCGCGAAAAUGGCCGAACACUCCCCCCUCGCAAAAGAGGAUUUCGCUCGAGAAAAUGCAAUCCGGCCACUCGUCACACUUUUAUCGUUUAAUUUGUUCAUGGAUGACCCAAAGCUCAAACUCGGCAAACACAGCCUACACUCACUCGUUCAAAUCAACAAAGAAAUCGACAAGAAGGAUUCAUACAAGCAUUAUGGCUAUAGAAAGGAUCGGGAGAAUGAAAAGCCGGAAGUGAAGCUCGAGCUGAAAACAAGCUGUGCCGAGGCCCUAAGGAUGCUCGCCAAGGAUAGCGUGCAGAAUAGCCGGAGAAUAACCGAGACGAAAGGUUUACUCUGUUUGGCUAAGCCUUUAGUCGAGCUGUUGGGCCACAGGAAUGGUGACGUAGCGGCCGAGGUUGCGGGCUCGCUCGGGAAAUUUGCGUGCCCGGAUAAUUUCCUGUGUGCCGAGCAUUGCAAGACGAUUAUCGACUUUGGUGGGGUCCCGCCACUUAUAAGGCUGUUGAGAGGGAACGAGAAGGCCCAGUUGAAUGGGCUUGUGCUGACGUGUUAUCUUGCGAUUCAUGCCGGGAAGAGUGAGGAUUUGGAGCGGGCUGGGAUUUUGGGGGCUUUUGAAGGGGUCGAUCGGGCUUUCAUAGCCCAAUACCCGAAGCUGAGGGAGUUGAUUUCGCAGGCGGUGUAUCAACUGAGCGUGUUUCAUCAGUCUCAUUCGGGCUUGCUUGUGGCCCAGAGGCAUUCGGGCCUACUUGUGGCCCAAAGGCAAUUUUGA